This is a messenger RNA of Manis javanica (Malayan pangolin), 822 nucleotides long. The record is from RefSeq and is a predicted model, not a curated record. Lineage: Eukaryota; Metazoa; Chordata; Mammalia; Pholidota; Manidae.
AUGCACCAAGCCCUGGGCUGGAAUCUGGAGACUGGAGAUAAACCCAAGCUGCUACCUCCUCCCCCAGCCCUCCGCCCAGAACGCCCACCCUGGCACCCAGGACAAGCAUCCCCGCACCCACGCCACGCGGCGCCGUGUUCGCAUGGCUCCGAGCGCGCGGCUCCGACUUUUCCCGACUGUGGGCGCCCCGGCUGUGCCCGUGGGCACCGCGACCCCAACAAAGCGGCCGCCGGGCCGGGCCGGGGUCCCCCUCCCCCAGCGCAGCGGCCGAGCGGCGCCCUCGUCUCCCGCAGCCGCCCGCUGCACAGCGGCUGGGCUGGGGCGCCCUCCCGGAGCCCCCUCCGCGCGCCGGGGCUCACCCACCUCCGGCUGCGGCUCCGCGACCAUCCCGGUGGCGCUCCCGCGGCCGGGCCCCCGCGGAAGGCAAAGUCCUCGCGCGGGACGCGGGCGGCUCCAGCGAGCGGGGCAUGCCGGGAGGCGGCGGGGCCGUCCCAGGGAAUCAAGAUAAAGUCCCCAGAGAGGCCAAACCCCCGAGGGGCUGCGGGAGGGGGAGCUGCCGGCCCGGGCUUCCAAAUCCCCCGCUGCCAGGCGCCGCCGUCACCGCCAGGCCCCCAGACGGGCCGGGGGUUGGGGCCAGGGAGGCCUGGGCAGCUGGGAGGCAGUCACCCAGCGCCCCAACAGGCGGCCCUCGCGCCCCCGCCGGGGUCAGGCCCUGGCAGGCAGAAGGCGGGGAGGCGGAGGGUCCCUGCCACCCCGCUCAACCCUCAUCCAGGCUGGCCGUCUAGUGGGGGCGGCGGAGCACCCAUAGAUUCCCCAGUGUGA